This is a messenger RNA of Ustilaginoidea virens, 459 nucleotides long. RefSeq lists its product as uncharacterized. Gene Ontology annotation, molecular function: RNA binding; structural constituent of ribosome. Lineage: Eukaryota; Fungi; Ascomycota; Sordariomycetes; Hypocreales; Clavicipitaceae. Gene Ontology annotation, biological process: ribosomal small subunit assembly; translation. The transcript is spliced from 4 exons. Gene Ontology annotation, cellular component: cytosolic small ribosomal subunit; ribosome. Bases 1 to 459 code for a protein of 152 amino acids. The record is from RefSeq and is a predicted model, not a curated record.
AUGGCUGACGAAUAUAACGCCGAGGAGGCUGCCGAGCUCAAGAAGAGAAGAGCCUUCCGCAAGUUCUCCUACAGAGGAAUCGACCUUGACAACCUGCUGGAUCUCAGCUCAGAUCAGCUGCGCGAUGUUGUCCACGCCCGAGCCCGCCGCAGAAUCAGCCGUGGGUUGAAGCGAAGACCCAUGGGCCUCAUUAAGAAGCUCAGAAAGGCGAAGCAAGAAGCCAAGCCUAACGAGAAGCCCGACCUGGUCAAGACUCACCUUCGGGACAUGAUUGUCGUUCCCGAGAUGAUUGGAUCUGUUAUUGGUAUCUACUCCGGCAAGGAGUUCAAUCAGGUGGAGAUCAAGCCUGAGAUGGUUGGCCACUACCUUGCUGAAUUCUCCAUCUCAUACAAGCCUGUCAAGCACGGUCGUCCCGGUAUCGGUGCCACCAACUCUUCUCGUUUCAUUCCCCUCAAAUAA